Molecule: messenger RNA, 12018 nt
Organism: Bombyx mandarina (wild silkworm)
Lineage: Eukaryota; Metazoa; Arthropoda; Insecta; Lepidoptera; Bombycidae
Gene: Dhc36C
Product: Dynein heavy chain at 36C
Biological process (GO): microtubule-based movement
Cellular component (GO): dynein complex
Molecular function (GO): ATP binding; minus-end-directed microtubule motor activity; dynein intermediate chain binding
Source: RefSeq, a predicted model, not a curated record
AUGCAAAGAAACAAUAAGCCCACUCGUAAGAAAAGCCUGACACCUCCAUCCUCUACCGAUGUUAAACUCCCAAAAAUACCAAAGAUAAAAAUGCCUGAGGAUUUCAAAAUUAGAACGCGGCCUCUAUUCUCUUUGCCAGAAGAAGUUUUAAAAUUGCCACCACCCCCUAAAAAGACUUCUAAAACUCAAGCUGGUAGAUCAGGUCCGCGGAGGAAUUCUAGUGUAAUGCAAAGUUUCACCGCGAUGCGGAAAGCGAGGGAGGACUUCAGAGCUAAGUUGAUUGGUCUUAUUUGUCAAUCGACACCGGGUGAAGAUGGCGACAAAGACGUGAUUCCAUCGGCAGAAGAAAAAAAUAUGCUUCGUUAUUAUUAUUACUUACGAUAUGGCAUCGAUACUAUUCACGUGGCCCCUCUGGAUAAUAAAAUAAUUUUGCGGGUGCAUAACUUGAUACCCUUGAAAUUGAAAAAAUGGAAAGAGACUUUAUUCACCUGUACGGAUGAAAUGCGCGAAGACUUCAUGAUGAGCAUGAAGAAAGCAAUCGUUGAUUUCGUCCUAAAGGACCCAAAUACGGAGGAAUCUUUAGAGGAAGAAGACACUCCGCUUAAACAAGAAUUGGCUAUGAAAGACGACGCUUGGCGGAAUCGUUAUGCGGUCGCCAAGAAAUACCUCACCAAGAACUUACAUAGCGUCAAUCCUUGUAUCGCCCAGGUUCUGCAAAUAUGGUGGAAACAGUUCAACGACCUCAGACUCAUUAGUAUGAAGGAUAUCAUGACUACGAACGAAGCCUACGAGCUGCAAGAUUUUUGUUUUGUGUGCAAGAGACACAUCGAGGCAGCCGGGAACGUUCUCACCCACCAAUGGAUACCGACUUUACAAGCAGUCUUCCUUCAAGGUAACAAAAAAAAGUUGAUAGCGGAUCCGAAGCAAGCCGCAAAAAUGAAGCGCUUCUACAGUUGCCUGGCUUGUAUCAUGACGUUCAAUCUGCAAACAUUGUGUCUCAAAUCUAUGAAGGAGUUUACUGAUUACAUCAUGGACGUCGGGGGCACGAACCAAGGUUUCGUGAUAAACCUGGCCUUUCAAAAUGACGCUAUAGAGUUCGAGCCAUCCUUCAAGCAGUUCCGUGAUCAACUUUGUCUUUUAUACGACUUUCUCAUAGACGCCUGUAGACAAUCACCUCGCUUGGAGACCAUGCUGUAUCAAGACUACGUUUGUAGUGGUCGAUCCACGUUAAAGCCCAUUAUAGAUAAUGAUUUAGUCGACGAUUACAAAGCGGAUGUUGCUGACUUGAUUAGCGAACAGAGAAUAGGACCCGAGCUGAGGGUCCAAGAUUUUGAUGACUACGUCUGUUUGCUAAAUGGGGAUGCUCUUUCUGAAGUAGAAGAAUUCAUAAAUUCACGUCCAGAAAAAACUUUCGAAGAAUAUUGUGAAGAAUCGGUGAAAUAUGUCGAAUUAGCUAAAGAGAUCCCUUCAAAACUGGAAGGGACAAUUGUAAUUGGCAUGUUCCGAAUGCAAAGAGGCGAUUUGAUCAAUUCUCUUAGAGGAGCUGCCACUAGGCUCUCCAACACGCUAUUGAGGAGAAUGACUGAGGAUUAUCAAAAUAUGAUAAAAGCCAUUUUCGACGAGUAUUCUUCAAUAGCCAACACGUUACUCACACCGCCCACAGACACGGCUGCAUUAAUGGAACUUAUUGCGUAUUGCAAGAAAGUCGAAGAUUUGAUUCUUGCAGAGAUGGAGGAUAAAUUACGUAACGUGAUGAGAUACAUAAUGUUUCUGGGCGACUAUACUACUUUCACGCCUUUAGAGAUGAAAGCCAAUAAUCAAUCUUACCAUUGGUACUCUCGCAUGCCUUCAAUUAUAGAGGAAUGUAAAAUAAUAUGCGAUCAAAAGAAGAUCGAGUAUCAAGAGCUGUUGAAGGUGCGCAUUGCGAAGUUUAUCGACGAUUUGGUUAUUUACGAGACUCAAUGCAACGAAUUACAAUAUUGGGGUGAUAUCAAUGAACUACCCAAAUACGUUACACGCGCAAGGCAUUUAGAUGAAAAACUAGCACUGGCACUGGUUAAGAUAGAUCAGUUUAAUGAAGAAGAAACAUCAUUUGGUUGGGAGCUAUCGCAAUAUCCAAAGCGCAAAGCAAUCUAUGACAGAUUGGUGCCAUUUAAGAAGCUAUAUGACGCUGGAUUUGAAUUUUUGGAGAAACACAAUAAUUGGAUGAAAUCAAGGGUUGGCAGCUAUGAUCCAGAGGAUAUAGAAGGCGAUGUUGGAUACUUCUAUAAAAUAGUUUACAAAUUGGAAAAAUCCUUCCAAGAUGUUCCAGAAACUUAUCGUCUUGCCGCGUCUGUGAGAGAAAAGAUGGACAGUUUCAAAACAAAUCUACCUAUUAUACAAACUUUGGGUAACCCUGGUAUGAAGCCCAGGCACUGGGAGAAGAUAUCCGACAUCGUUGGCUUCCCAAUAGUAGUCGACGAUGAAUUAUCUUUAGAAAAAGUUAUAGAUUUCAAUCUUGUUGACUAUAUCGAGAAAUUCGAGACUAUAUCUGAAGCAGCCACUAAAGAAAAUAAUCUGGAAAAAGCACUGGAUAAGAUGAUGAAGGAAUGGGCUGACUUGAAGUUCGAUAUUCUUCCUUACAAAGAUACGGGAACUUAUAUUUUGUCAAGCGUAGAUGAAAUACAACUGCUUCUGGACGAUCACAUCGUGAAGACUCAGACAAUGAAGAACUCUCCAUACAUAAAGCCGUUUGAAGACAUUAUUUACGACUGGGAAGGGAAACUCGUUUUGCUUCAAGAGAUUUUGGACGAAUGGUUAAAAGUUCAAGCGACGUGGAUGUAUCUGGAACCUAUAUUCUCAUCACCUGAUAUACAACAACAAAUACCCGAGGAAGGAAGACGAUUCAGCGCCGUUGAUAAGAUGUGGCGUGAAAUAAUGAAAGCAGCAUCCACCGAGCCGAGAGUACUGGAUGUGAUCAUGAUAGAGAAGAUGUUGGACCGCCUGAAGAAGUCGAACAGCUUGUUGGAGAUGGUGCAAAGAGGACUUAACGCGUAUUUGGAGAAGAAGCGUUUGUACUUCCCGCGAUUCUUCUUCCUGUCCAACGACGAGCUGCUCGAGAUACUCUCGGAAACGAAAGAUCCUAUGCGAGUACAACCACACCUGAAGAAAUGCUUCGAGGGCAUAGCCAAGUUGACGUUCACCGAGGACAUGGUGGUGACCCACAUGAAGUCGUCGGAGGGCGAGAUAGUGCCGCUCACGGUCACCAUCAACACAGCGGCGGCGCGAGGGCAGGUGGAGAAAUGGUUGCUGGAAUUGGAGAAAGCUAUGAAAUCGUCUGUGCAUCACGUUGUCGCGCUCUCGUAUGACGACUAUUCCCAGGAGCCGCGCGAGAACUGGGUGCUGGUGUGGCCCGGGCAGGCGGUCCAAUGUAUAGCGAUGACUUUCUGGACGUCGGAGGUAACCGAAGCCAUCCACAUCAACAUACCGGCCAUGAGGGCUUAUUGGAAUAAAUGCAAUCACCAGAUAUCGAAGAUAGUCGAUUUAGUUCGAGGUGAAUUGAGUUUGCAAAACAGGAUCACGUUAGGUGCGUUGGUUGUGCUAGACGUGCACGCCAGAGACGUGCUGAUGUUGUUGAUUGAAUGUAAGGUGCAACAAGAUAACGAUUUCAAUUGGCUCUCUCAGAUAAGAUAUUAUUGGGAGGUGCAAGACGAUAACACAAUGCAAGUGGCAACACGCAUGAUCAACUCCCAGCUGAUGUACGGGUACGAGUACCUCGGCAACACGGGCCGGCUGGUCGUGACGCCGCUCACGGAUCGGUGCUUCAGGACUCUGUUCGGAGCUUUACAUCUCAACUUGGGUGGAGCACCCGAGGGUCCCGCCGGUACAGGCAAAACUGAAACUACCAAAGACCUGGCCAAGGCUGUGGCGAAACAGUGUGUAGUCUUCAACUGUUCUGACGGACUCGACUAUAUUGCCCUCGGGAAAUUCUUUAAGGGUUUGGCUUCAUGCGGGGCGUGGUCUUGCUUCGACGAGUUCAACCGUAUCGACUUGGAAGUGUUGUCUGUGGUCGCACAGCAAAUCCUCUCCAUCCAGCGCGGCAUCAACUCCGGCUCCACCGAACUUCUCUUCGAAGGAACGCUUCUGCAGUUGGACAAGAGCUGUGCUGUUUUCAUUACGAUGAAUCCAGGCUAUGCCGGUCGAUCGGAACUACCGGAUAAUCUGAAGGCGUUGUUCCGUUCUGUAGCGAUGAUGGUUCCAGAUUACGUACUGAUAUCCGAGAUCGAACUGUACGCGUUUGGUUACCUGAACGCGAAGCCGCUCGCUGUGAAGAUAGUUGCCACGUACAGACUGUGCUCGGAGCAGCUCUCCUCGCAGAGCCACUACGAUUAUGGUAUGCGUGCCGUGAAAUCAGUACUCCGUGCAGCUGGAGCUUUGAAAUUACGCUAUCCCGAUGAAAAUGAGGACGUCAUAUUACUGCGUUCGAUUAAAGACGUUAAUUUACCGAAGUUUCUGGAACACGAUGUUCCAUUGUUCAUGGGUAUCAUCGGCGACUUGUUCCCUGGUCUACCGUUACCGGAGGCGGGCCUGCCACAUUUAGUUUUAUGUCUAAAAGAAGUUUGUGGGCCACUCAAUUUACAAGCCACUGAUUCCUUUGUAGAAAAGGUGUUGCAGUUAUACGAAAUGAUCCUGGUUCGCCACGGACUGAUGUUGGUCGGGUUUCCGUUUUCUGGUAAAACGAAAUGCUACCACGCCCUGGGUCAUGCCCUGGGACUAGUUGCCGAAAAGGGUCUUAUGGAUGAAAACGCAGUAGAAUGGACGGUUAUUAACCCGAAGUCUAUAACAAUGGGACAGUUGUACGGUCAGUUCGAUCCGGUCUCACACGAAUGGUCGGAUGGGAUUCUUGCCGUCAGCUACAGAGCUUUUGCUGUCUCCCCAAAUAACAAUAGGAAGUGGUUAGUAUUCGAUGGGCCAGUGGAUGCUAUUUGGAUAGAGAAUCUAAACACCGUGUUGGAUGAUAACAAAAAGCUUUGCCUCAUGAGCGGGGAAAUAAUUCAAUUAGCUCCUACAACCAAUCUUGUAUUCGAACCGAUGGAUUUAGAAGCAGCAUCUCCUGCAACGGUAUCACGUUGCGGUAUGAUCUACCUGGAACCGAAAGGUCUCGGCUGGAAAUGUUUGCUCGAAUCAUGGUUAAACACUUUACCGCCCACUCUACAUAAAGUCAAUAAGAAUCUUAUCAGGAAUCUGUUUAAUAGGUUUAUGUCCCCCUUGUUGUGGCUCAUUGAAUAUUCUGGAAAGGCAAAGCAAAUGUAUGUAACGUCGCGGAGCAACCUAGUCGUGGCGUGCAUGAACCUUUUUGACACGUUCAUGGACGAUUUUUACGAUGAGAAAUAUGUGGAACAGAUAUCGGAUUUGGAUAUUCGUGCUCAAUUAGAGGGAGUAUUCUUCUUUUCUUGUAUUUGGUCAAUCGGAGCAACUCUAGAGAGUGACAGUCGAUCUAAAUUCGACAUUCUCUUCCGUGGAUUAUUAGAAAAGGAAUUUCCUGAAAAGGUAAUAGAGUUGCUGGGCUACCCACGUGAAAUAGCAAAACCAGAAAAGCAAUAUAUAUUCACAAUCCCGAAGGAAGGUCUGGUAUACGACUAUCGAUUUAUCAAGGAGGGCAAAGGGAAAUGGAAGCCAUGGCAAGAUGACGUGAUAUCAGCGCCUCCCAUAAGCCGUGAUACACCUCCUAAUCAAAUCUUAGUGACGACUCUUGACAGUGUCCGUUAUUUGGCACUGUUCAAUCUGCUCGUGACGCACCAUAAAGCCGUGAUGAUGGUAGGCCCCACUGGCACUGGGAAGUCAUCUUACAUCAUAGAUUUUCUCGUCAAACGGGUGGACACGAAAAUCUACAAAGCUCUUAUAAUGGCCUUUUCGGCACAAACUAAUUGCAAUCAAACUCAAGAUAUCAUUAUGGGGAAAUUGGAUAAAAGACGAAAAGGAGUAUACGGACCGCCGAUUGGUUGUUACUGCGUGGUGUUCGUAGAUGACGUGAGUAUGCCUCAGGCUGAGACGUAUGGAGCUCAGCCUCCUAUUGAGGUGCUGCGACAGGGCAUUGAUCUAGGGCUCUGGUACGAUCGGAAAACUAACUUUGCGUUGCAUCUAACUGACGUUCAGUUUAUGUGCGCCAUGGGAAAACCUACUCCUGGAGCUAAAUUAGUAACACCAAGAUUCUCCAGACAUUUCUCAUUCUUUUGUAUCGACGAAUUCGACGAUGAGACUUUGAAAGUCAUAUUUGGCAGAAUUAUGCUUUGGCAUCUCGACACUAGGGGUUUUUCUAAAGACUUCGAUCCUUGUAUAGAUGAAAUAGUCGGAGGGACCUUAGAAGUAUACAAGCAGUGUAGACUGAAUCUAUUGCCGACGCCUUCCAAAUCGCAUUACACUUUCAACUUGAGAGACUUUUCAAGGGUGAUCUUGGGUGUUUUACUAUCGGUACCUGAAGUGACCCCGGAUCUUCAGUCUAUAAAGAGGCUUUGGGUCCACGAGUGCUUGCGUGUAUUCUCUGAUCGAUUAGUGGAGGAUCGCGACCGACAGUGGCUGGUCGGAUGUCUCAGGGAAGCGACAGCCUCACAUCUCAAUGAUAAUUUCGAUAAAAUGCUGUCAAGAUUGCUCGAGGAUUCAAAAGAUAAGAAGAUUACUGAUCUUCAUCUUCGCAGUUUGGUUUAUUGCGAUUUCGCAAAUCCUAAAGCCGAUACACGUUUUUAUAUGGAAACAUUGAACAUGGACCAUCUUAAUUCGACGGUUGAUGCAUAUCUCGUCGAAUUUAACAAUAUGUCGAAGAAGCCAAUGAAUUUGGUUCUGUUUAGGUUCGCCAUUGAGCAUGUAUCUCGAAUUUGUCGGGUGCUGACUCAGCCGCGCUCCCACGCGCUACUGGUGGGGCUCGGAGGGUCGGGCAGGCAGUCCCUGACGAGAUUGGCUGCACAUAUCAAUGAGUACGACCUCUUCCAGGUGGAAAUGAGUCGUACUUAUGGCAAAACUGAGUGGAGAGAAGACUUAAAAACCCUGUUAAGGAAAUCGAGUACUCCAGAAUUACAUAUGGUCUUCCUUUUCAUCGAGUCUCAGAUUAAGGAAGAAGGAUUCUUAGAAGAUGUUAAUAAUAUGUUGAAUUCAGGAGAAGUACCAAACAUAUUUGGAGCUGACGAAAAAGCAGAAUUGUGUGAAAAGAUGCGUGUGAUCGAUCGGCAAAGAGACAAGUCUCUACAGACCGACGGUAGCCCGACUGCAUUGUACGCGUACUUUGUGUCAAUAGUUCGGGAUCAACUCCACAUCGUGCUCGCGAUGUCGCCCGCUGGCACGUCGCUGAGGACGCGGAUCCGGAAGUUCCCGUCUCUCGUUAACUGCUGUACUAUUGACUGGUUUCAGGAAUGGCCCCCAGAUGCGCUACUAGCUGUGGCAACCCGUUUCCUAAAAGACGUGGAGCUGACCGACUUGGAACGCGACACCGCCAUUAAAUUAUGUCAAGUGUUCCACACAGACACGCAGGAACUAUCUCGACAGUUCCUGCUCCGCCUAAAGAGAUACAACUAUGUGACCCCCACCGCGUACUUAGAACUGAUCAAUAUGUUCAAGUCGUUGCUUAGUAAAAAACGAACAGAGCUCCUUACUAGUGAAAAGCGGUACAUAACCGGAUUAGAUCAGCUUGCGAUAGCAGCAAAGUCAGUGGCGGCACUGCAGCAAGCACUGGAAGUGCUACAACCGAAGCUGGCUGCUGGUGCGGCGGCAGUAGCUGAAACCACUGCUAAAGUGGAGAAAGAAAAAGAAGGAGUAGCGCUUGUAGAAGCAGAAGUUUUAGCAGACCAGGCUGCUGCUGAAGAACAAGCCAAAGAAGCUCAAGGUAUAAAAGACGAGUGCGAUGCAGACUUGGCUGAAGCAAUGCCAAUUCUGAAUGUGGCUCUAGCUGCACUAGAUACCUUGACUCCACAAGAUAUCACCUUCAUUAAGACGAUGAAAAGUCCACCUAGAGGCAUAAAGCUUGUGAUGGAAGCUAUCUGUAUACUAAAGGAUGAUCCGGAAGUUAAGCCCGAUAAAAUACCCAACCCAUCUGGCGUCGGCACCAUAGAGGAUUACUGGGGACCUUCUAAAAAGUUACUCAACGACAUCAAAUUUCUUGAAUCAUUGCAAAACUAUGAUAAAGAUAACAUAAAUCCUGCGGUUAUGAAAAAGUUGAUGACGACCGUGAUGCAGGACGACGGGUUCGUCCCUGAGAAGAUAAGGGCUGUUUCCGUUGCGGCUGAAGGUAUGUGUAAAUGGGUGAUUGCAAUGACGAAAUAUGACAAAGUUGCAAAAGUCGUAGCACCUAAAAAACAAAGACUUGCUGCAGCACAAGCUGUUUAUGACAAAGCUAUGGCAGCUUUAGCUAUCAAACAAGCGCAAUUGAAAGAGGUACAAAAUAAACUGGCCAAGCUAGAAGAUGCAUUAGCACAGCAAAGCCGUCAGCAAAAGUUGUUGGACGACGAAGUAAUGGAUUGCAGUAACAAACUGAAACGAGCCGAGAUGCUUAUUUCGGGUCUUGGUGGGGAAAAGACUCGAUGGACACAAAUCGCACAGUCUCUUCGGGAAACUUAUAAUUCACUUACAGGUGAUAUAUUGAUAGCUGCUGGAAUAAUUGCUUACCUCGGGCCAUUCACUGCUACGUUUAGAAACGGACAGGUGAAGAAAUGGGCCCAAGCAUGUCACAACUGUGGCAUUGUGUGCACACUGAACUAUAGUCUUAUCAAAUCUCUUGGUGAACCUGUUACUAUACAACAGUGGAAUAUUGAUGGUUUGCCUUCUGAUGACUUCAGUGUUGAGAGUGCCAUCAUUAUAAUGACUGCUCGCCGUUGGCCCUUGAUGAUCGACCCACAAGGCCAAGCCAACCGUUGGAUCAAAAAUAUGGAGAAACCUAAUAAUCUUUGCGUCGUGCGAAUGACACAAGCCGAUCUUGGACGUGUUUUAGAAAAUGCGGUGCAAUUCGGACAACCGGUUUUGUUGGAGAAUGUUCUGGAAGAAUUAGAUCCAAUGCUUGAACCUCUCUUACAACAGCAGACGUUUAGACAAGGAGGUGCACUUUGUAUCAAAAUCGGCGAUACUAUCGUGGAGUAUAGUAAAGAUUUUAAAUUAUAUAUAAGUACGAAGCUAGCCAAUCCGCAUUAUCUGCCAGAAGUAGGUGUUCGAGUUACUUUAGUUAACUUUAUGUUGGCAAAAGACGGCUUGCAAGCUCAGUUACUCGCCCGCGUGGUGGCUAGAGAGAGACCGGACUUGCAGCAAGCUAAAUCAGACCUCACAACUCAAGGCGCCGAACACAGAAGACUGUUGCAGGAAAUAGAGAAGAAGAUUUUGAAUGUGUUGUCCACGUCAGAACAUUUAUUAGAAGACGAAGAAGCUGUUCAGAUUUUGAAUUCAGCGAAAGACACAUCGAACGAAAUCAAAGAGAAGCAGGAGGUAGCGACGGUGACGGAGAAAGCCAUAGACACAGCUCGAGACGACUACGUUCCCAUCGCUGUGCAUUCUACUAACCUGUUCUUCCUUAUAGCGUCUCUCGCGAACAUCGACCCGAUGUAUCAGUACUCGUUGGGAUGGUUCGAGGGACUGUUCACGGGCGCUAUAGACAACACUGAGAAGGUUGACGACAUACCGGAGAGGCUCGGCAUAUUGCGCGCCUUUUUCACAUAUUCACUUUACGCAAACAUAUGCAGGAGUCUAUUUGAAAAGGAUAAGUUAGUAUUUUCACUGUUACUAACGAUAACGAUAAUGGUGGCGGAAGGUCGUUUGGACCAAAAUUCGGUGCUGUUCUUAAUGGGGGGCGCUCAACCUCGGAACGUACCACCAAAGCCGGUCGCUUUCCUCUCUCCGCAGAAUUGGACUGAAUUUAAUGGGUUGAAUGAACUAGACGUUUUUCGUGGUAUUUUGGAUCAUUUUAUGCAAAAUAUACCUGUCUGGGAGACGUACUGUAGUUCCGGCGACCCGCACAACCAACCACUGCCGGACCCUUGGGACGCCAAGCUCAGCAAGUUUGAGAAAAUGAUGGUCCUUCGUUGUAUGCGUUUAGACAUGAUGGUUCCAGCAGUGCAGAAUUUUGUCGAAGGCGAGAUGGGUCGCCAGUUCGUGGAGCCUCCCCUGUUCGACUUGCCUUCGUCGUACGCGGACUCCCACUGCUGCAUACCCCUCCUCUUCGUACUGACCCCGGGCUCGGAUCCAAUGGGGACACUCUUGAAAUUUGCUGAUGACCAAGGUUUUGGGUCUUCUAGAUUGUUUUCGUUAUCUCUGGGUCAAGGUCAGGGUCCAAUAGCCGUGAGGUUGAUCGAAGAAGGCGUCCGCAGCGGGACGUGGGUAGUACUGCAGAACUGUCAUUUGGCCAAAAGUUGGAUGCCAAUGCUUGAAAAGAUAUGUGAAGGUUUCACUCCAGAUUCGACGCAUCCAGACUUCAGACUGUGGCUGACGUCAUACCCCGCUGAUCAUUUUCCUGUUUACGUGCUGCAGAAUGGGGUGAAAAUGACCAAUGAACCACCUCAAGGUCUCAGGGCGAACGUAGCUCGGUCUUACCAAAGCGAUCCGAUCAAUGACCCGGAAUGGUUCGAGGGCAACAAGCAACCGGAGAACUUCAAGAAGCUGCUCUUCGCGUUGUGCUUCUUCCACGCCGUGGUACAGGAGCGGAGGCAGUUCGGGCCCCUGGGCUGGAACAUACGAUACGAAUUCAAUGAAACCGAUCUUAGGAUAAGUGUCACACAGCUAUACAUGUUCCUCAAUGAAUACGAGGACGUUCAAUUCGUGGCGUUGCGUUAUUUAACCGGAGAGUGUAACUACGGAGGGAGGGUCACAGAUGACUGGGACAGACGUUGUCUCAAUACUAUAUUGUCCAAGUUUUACAAUCCUCUGGCUAUUGGUGAUGAAAAAUACCCAUUGGAUCCUAGCGGCGUAUAUUACAUACCGAACCUCCGCGAGCACGGUGAUUUCAUUACGUUCGCCAAGUCGCUGCCCGUGGCGACGCCGCCCGGCGUCUUCGGUUUCCAUCCCAACGCCGACAUCACCAAGCACUUUAGGGAAGCCGAGGAAUUACUAAACACGGCCAUACUCACGCAGGAUCGUUUGGAUCUACUCAAACAACAUUUGGACACAAUGUCGGCCGGAGGCGGUGGAGCGACACCAGAGCAACAAGCGAUGGCGAUAGCCGAAGAUAUUUUGGCUCGGCUUCCCAACAAGAUCCUCACAGGACCGUCCCACGAGGGGGACAUAAAGCCAGCGGACAUGACCCCCAUGUCUAUAGUCGUCAUACAGGAGGCUGCGAGAUAUGAGAGGCUUGUCAACGUGGUGAGGUCUAGUGCCAGGGCCGUUAUUGGCGCUGUACAAGGCGUGAGCGUACUGACGGACGUGACAGAAGAAGUGCUAACGAGCAUGGUCCGCGGCCGCAUCCCCGCUCUGUGGGCCGGUAAGAGCUAUCCCUCGCUCAAACCACUCGCUUCGUACUUCAAUGAUCUACUGGCCAGGCUCGAGUUCCUGCAGCAUUGGCAUCAGCACGGCCCACCGGUCGUGUUCUGGUUGUCCGGCUUCUAUUUCCCGCAAGCCUUCCUGACGGCCGCCCAGCAGAGCUACGCACGGAAAUAUAAGAUACCCAUCGAUCAACUCGCUUUUCAUUACGCGGUUCAGAAUACAUUCACGUUGGAGGAGCCGCCCGAAGAAGGAGUGUAUAUUCGCGGGCUGUUCAUGGAAGGCGCCAGGUGGAACAUGGAGGAUUAUUACAUUGACGAAUCGUAUCCCAAAGUGCUUUACGACGAUUUCCCACCGGUAUGGUUGAUCCCGUUAAAACGCGAGGAUAUACCGGAGGACGUGUUCUACAACUGUCCCCUGUACAAGACGGGGGACCGGCGGGGGGUUCUGUCCACGACGGGACAUUCCACCAACUACAUACUGUUCAUGAGACUACCCACUGCCAAGGAACCGGACCACUGGAUCAUGAGAGGAGUAGCUCUUCUAACUCAAUUGCCGUUCUAGACAACGAUCUAGAGAAAAAAUUACCAAUUCACA